AUGGCUGCACCGUCAGCCGUGGCGGCGGCACAGGCAGCGCUGGACUCGCUCGGCAGCACAGCGACGACCACGCUGGUGGUGGACAAUGGCGGUGGGAGCAUCAAGGCAGGACUGGUUGGAGCGGAUGGCACGCCGGUGAUGGUGCCCAACGUGGCGGCCAAGCCGCAUGCUGUCCGCAGGUCAUACGUCGGCGCUGAGGUUGCCGAGGCCACCAAUCGCAAUCGCCUCUACCUCCGCCGCCCCGUCGAUCGCGGCUACGUGACCAACUGGAACUUGGAGACCCGCAUCUGGUCGCAUGUACUCCGCGAUACAGGCGCCGAUCCGAGCGCGUCGACCUUGCUCAUGCUCAUGCCCAUGUUUGCCCCGCCGUCAAUCGCCGUCGAUGCCGUCGAGACGCUGUUCGAGGAUCUCGGCUUUGCCGCCCUCGCCCUCUCCACCCCGCCAGCCAUGGUGGGCCGCGACUAUAUGGCCCGGACUGGCGAGCCCGGAUGCCUUGUUCUCGAUGCCGGCUUCUCGUUCACCCACGCUCUGCCGUUCUUUGGAGGCACACCGGUCACGUCGGCCGUCCGCCGCCUCGAUCUCGGUGGGAAGGCCCUGUCCAACCAUCUUGCGGCGCUGCUGUCGUACCGGACCGUCGACCUCCGCCGCGACCCCAUGCUGGUCACCCACAUCAAGGAGACUUGCUGCACCGUUGCCUCUGACUACUUGAGUGUCGUCAAGGGCCUCUCUGGCGACGGGCCGGCCUCACCCGGCGAGCUCCGCAACUCGCUCACCGCCCGCUACCUCUUGCCCAACUACACGACCGUGAGAGAAGGGCGGAUGCUGGCCGACUCUGAAGACGAUCCGGAAAACAUGCAGGUUCUGCGCUUUGCCCUCGAGCGCCUCUCGGUCCCCGAGCUGCUCUUCCACCCGUCCGAUGCCGGCCUUGACGAGUGCGGCGUCCACGAGCUGAUCGCGGACGCCGUCGCCGCUACCCCGCAGCUCAUGCGUAUCCCGCUCUACAACAACAUCAUCGCCGUCGGCGGCUCGACUCUCUUUCCAGGCUUUCUCCCGCGCCUCGAAGCCGACCUCCGCCCGCUUGUCGAAGCCUCGUAUGACCUUACCCUCCAUCGCCCGCCGCCUCAAGAGUCUGCCAUCGAUCACGCCUGGCACGCCGCCUCACGCUUCGCCGCCUCGCCAGCCUUCAGCGACCACAUCGUCACACAGGCCCAGUUUGCCGAAGAGGGCUUUUCUCGCAUCGAGUCGUUCUUCCUCGAUCUCGCGCUGUAG
Messenger RNA from Thecamonas trahens ATCC 50062, 1269 nucleotides. Its product is annotated as actin family protein. Lineage: Eukaryota; Apusomonadida; Apusomonadidae. The coding region runs from base 1 to 1269 and encodes 422 amino acids. Gene Ontology annotation, molecular function: nucleosome binding. The transcript has a single exon. Gene Ontology annotation, cellular component: Swr1 complex. The record is from RefSeq and is a predicted model, not a curated record.